Molecule: messenger RNA, 7687 nt
Organism: Drosophila serrata
Lineage: Eukaryota; Metazoa; Arthropoda; Insecta; Diptera; Drosophilidae
Gene: FASN2
Product: Fatty acid synthase 2
Biological process (GO): fatty acid biosynthetic process
Molecular function (GO): fatty acid synthase activity; 3-oxoacyl-[acyl-carrier-protein] synthase activity; phosphopantetheine binding
Source: RefSeq, a predicted model, not a curated record
CGCUGGCCCCGCGGAUCGAAUCCAUAUAAAGAAUUCGACAGGUGCGGCCCUUGUUCAGUCUGUCUGCGGAAUAAGUCGGAUCCAUACGUGCCCACCAAAAAGGAUAUACCAUAUCGAACUCGAAAUAGAUAAAAGGACUUUAUCCAUUAUCCUUGCUGCUCCCAACGAACAAAGAAAAAGGAUACGCGAUCAGUGAACUAAAGGGACCGUGAUAAAGUGAUUUAAAUUCCUUUUUAAAAAGUCAUUACGUGCCAAAGAAGUGUCGUAUCGAAAAUAUCCGCAUAGUUGGGCGCCUUGAACCCAAACCAGAGACUUAACCAGCAGGAUGCCCAGUAAGAAGAACCCGCAGGCAGAGCCCCCAGCUGGCGAGGAUGGAGAUAUUGUGAUCUCUGGUAUCUCCGGCAAACUGCCGGAGAGCAGUAACAUCGAGGAGUUCAAGUACAACCUGCUCAAUGGUAUAGACAUGGUCACAGAUGAUCCCAGGCGCUGGGAGGCGGGCAUCUAUGGCCUUCCCGAGCGCAUGGCCAAAAUGAAGGACUCCGAUUUGGAGAAGUUCGAUGACAAAUUCUUCAGUGUCCAUCAGAAGCAGGCAGAGCUCAUGGAUCCCUGCAUGCGAAUGCUGCUCGAGCUAACCCACGAGGCCAUCAUCGAUGCAGGCAUCAAUCCCGUCCAGCUGCGCGGUAGUCGGACCGGUGUCUAUAUAGGGCUCUCCUUUGUGGAAACGGAGCACGAAAUACCCAAUAUGGAGCCGAGCACAAUCAAUGGCUACUGCUUGACGGGAUGUGCGCGGGCCAUGUUCGCCAAUCGAAUCUCGUACACGUUCGACUUUAAGGGUCCCAGCUUCAUAGUGGACACCGCGUGCUCUAGUUCCCUGGUGGCGCUGAAUCAUGCUUUUGCGGACAUGAGGGCGGGACGCUGUGACUACGCCUUGGUGGCGGGCGUGAAUCUCAUUCUGAAACCGAUCUUUGCCCUUCAAUUCCUCCGUCUGGGCAUUGUGAGCCAUGAUGGCGCCUGCAAGACUUUCGAUGCGGCUGCCAAUGGCUAUGCCCGAGCGGAUACAUGUGCCGUGGUCCUCCUCCAGCGGAGGAAGGAGGCCAAGAGGGUCUAUGCCAGCAUCCUGAAUGUGCGCACCAAUACGGAUGGCUUCAAGGAGCAGGGCGUAACCUUUCCGGACGGACGCAUGCAACAUACGUUGCUGGAGGAGACCUACAGCGAAAUCGGACUGAAUCCGGACGAGGUAAUUUACGUGGAGGCGCAUGGCAGUGGCACACCAGUGGGCGAUGACCAGGAGGCCAAUAUGCUGAGCAAUUUCUUCUGCCGCCCCUCGCGACCAAGUCCCCUUCUCAUUGGAUCCGUCAAGUCCAAUAUGGGCCAUGCCGAGCCGGCGUCGGGUGUCAGUGCUCUGGCCAAGAUGAUCAUCGCCAUGGAGGAGGGUGUGAUACCUAAGAAUCUGCACUACCGCACCCCGAAUCCUGCGGUACAAGCUUUGGUCGACGGACGGCUUAAGGUCGUGGAUCGGAAUCUGCCCUGGCAGGGUGGCAUUGUGGGCUUGAACUCGUUUGGUUUUGGCGGAGCCAAUGCCCAUGUCGUACUCCGGUCGCAUGCAAAAUCCAAGCCACCCAAGGCAUCCUCCAAAGCAGUGGAGGCGAAGCACUCUCUUAGAUUGGUCACCUGCUCCGGACGUACUGAGGAGGCUGUGCAGAAGCUACUGAAUGUGGCCACCGAACAUUGCCAAGAUCAGGAGCUGCUAACCCUUAUCAACGACAUCCACGCUCAUCCAAUUCCCCUGCACCCGUUCAGGGGAUACGCCGUCCUGGGCUCCAGCGGUGCUGUCAAGCAGGAAGUGCUGCCCUUCGAGGAGGAGGAGCGACCGAUAUGGUUUGUUUAUGCCGGCAUGGGAAGCCAGUGGCCCAGCAUGGCCAGGGAUCUCAUGCAGCUGGAGGCGUUUCGAAAGUCCAUAGAACAUUGUGCCGAGGUCCUGGCCAAGGUGGACUUUGAUUUAAUAGACGUCCUGACCCGUUCCACGGAACGCACCUUUGACAACAUGCUGUACUCCUUUGUCUCCGUAUCCGCCGUUCAGGUGGCUCUCACGGAUCUUCUCCGUACGCUAGACAUCCGACCAGAUGGCAUCAUUGGCCACUCGGCUGGAGAGUUGGGAGCGGCCUAUAUGGAUGGAUGCCUGACGGCAGAGCAAACAGUGUUGGCCGCUUAUUGGCGUGGAAAAAGUGUUCUGGACACUCCCGGCUUGCCCCGAGGCAAAAUGGCUGCAGUGGGUCUCAGCUGGGAGGAGAUUGGUGCCCACAUCCCCAAGGAUUGCUAUCCGGUGUGCCACAACAGCGAUGAUAACUGCACAGUUUCGGGUCCAGCAGCCUCCAUGGAUGCCGCCAUCGAGAAGCUCACGGCUGAGGGGAUCUUUGUGCGGGAAGUGGGCUCUGGAGGCUAUGCUUUCCACAGUCCGUACAUUGAGGGAGCAGCUCCCAUGCUAAGGCGAAAUCUAGAGAAACUGAUCCCCAAGCCCAAGGAAAAGACACCACGAUGGCUAAGCACCAGUGUCCAAGAAUCAGAAUGGGACACAGAGAAAAAUCACUUGGCAUCUGCUGGCUACUUUAUAAAUAACCUGAUCUCACCCGUGCUCUUCCAGCAGGCCAUCAAGAAGAUCCCAGAGAAUGCUCUCAUUGUAGAGAUUGCACCGCAUGGUCUCUUCCGGGCAAUUCUCCGCUCGCUGAGUCCCCAGAUCAGCUAUGUGAGUCUCAUGCAGCGCGGUCAUACCAACAAUUUUGAAUUCCUGCUCAGCCAGAUUGGACGACUCUUCGCAGCCGGUGGACAGCCACAAAUUUUAAAGAUCUCCCCGUACGUAUCUUAUCCUGUCUCACGGGGCACACCCAUGUUGGGUUCGUCGAUUGGGUGGGAUCACUCACAGAAGUGGAACUAUCCCAAGUUCAAAGGUGGACGACAGGCUAGCCAGUUGAGUGUAGAGCUGGACCUGAGCAAGGAGGAGAACGCCUUCCUGGCGGGACACACUAUCGAUGGCAGGAUCCUAUUUCCGGCCACGGGCUACAUGACGCUCGCCUGGAUGAGUCUCGCCCAGCAGCAGGGAUUGGACUAUCUGCGCACUCCCGUUCUCUUCAAGAAUAUCGUCUUCCAUCGGGCCACCAUUCUUGGAGUGGGAACAGUGGUCAAGCUAACGCUCAACUUUUUCCCGGGAAGCAGCUGUUUUGAGAUCUGCGAGGGCAGCAGCCUGGUGGCUUCCGGAAAGAUCCAGCUGGUGGUAAGCAAUGUGCAGCAGGAGCAGCUGCAGCUGCCUUCACUUCCGGGUAUUGCAGGCUCCCGCCGGCUAAGCACCAAGGAUAUUUACAAAGAGCUGAGACUGAGGGGAUAUGACUAUAGUGGUGUUUUCCAGGGCAUCCUAGAGUCUGACAUAGCGGCGGUUACGGGUCGCCUGCAGUGGGCUGACAACUGGAUCAGCUUCAUGGACACAAUGCUGCAGUUCCGGAUCUUGAGUAAAGACAUAAGAGAACUCUACGUGCCCACUGGUAUUGAACGGGCUCUAAUUGAUCCUCUGAAGCACUUGGAGCUGGCGAAAAAGCACCAGGAAAAGCUGCUGGUCAACUGGCACAGCAAUAUAUCGGUGGUCAAGUGCGGUGGUGUGGAAAUCCACAAGAUGAAGACCGCACAGACACAGAGGCGAUCGGGCGGCCAAUCUGCACCCAGUGUGGAACGCUAUCGAUUCUGGCCCUAUGUGCAGCAUCUAAGUCAGCGGGAGGAUCAGCUUAGAUCGAGGAGUUCGGCCUUGGCUGUGGCCAUUCAGGUCAUCAUCGAGAAUAGCGGUGGAGCUGUGAAGAUCAAGGCCGUGGAACUGGCUGGAAGUCGCUCCACUCUGGAAACCCUGAGUGCCGUGCAGCUUCUUAAACUGAUUGAGAGGGAACCUAUCCUGGUAGGUGAUCUGGCGGUGGUCACCUCCACCUCAGCCAUUGAAUCAGAACUCAGUGAGCAGCUCAAGGAACAUGGCAUUAGAGUGAUGGCCAAGGAUCUAUCAGCUGGUGCCGUGGAGCAGCAGUGCCAUUUUGUCCACUCCCUAGACCUUUUAUCGAAGAACUCUCUCAAGGAUCUGCAGCAUUGCCUUGAUAGCCUAAAACCGGAGGCGGGAUUCCUGCUCUUAGAGGAAUCAGGAAGCACCUACACACAAGUAGGAAAAUUGAAACUAGGUAAACUUCAAUUAGUGCCCGUUUUGGAACAGUUCUUUGGAUCAGAUCGUGUGCUUGUUUUGGCCAGGAAGCCUGAAAGUCCUAAUCAACACCUCAUAGUGCAGCUAAGCAACAAACAGUUCAAAUGGGUCAGCGAACUAAAAAACUCGAUGGUCAAGGCACAAGCUGAGAAGAGAAUCGUCUACUUGGUGGCCCAAGGGGAGCCGGACUCUGGUGCAUUGGGCUUGAUGAAUUGCCUUAAGAGGGAGGCCGGAGGAAACAAUGUCCGGCUUUAUCUCAUCCUAGAUGAAGGUCUACCCAAAUUUUCCCUGGAGGAAUCCUUCUACGCAAGUCAGGUGGCCAAGGAUCUGGCCAUUAAUGUGUAUAAGAACGGCAACUGGGGUAGCUAUCGUCAUCUGAAAAUGGAAUCCCAAGCACCUAUGUUGCCCGUAGAGCAAGCCUAUGUGAACACUCUGGUCAAGGGCGAUCUCUCCUCGCUCCGCUGGAUCGAGAGUCCGCGUUCGAGUCCCACGCAGUCCCAUCUGGAGCCCUGCACGGUAUACUAUGCUCCUCUUAACUUCCGGGAUGUUAUGUUAGCCUCGGGUAAGCUAGGAGUGGAUGCCUUGCCCGGCGACUUGGCCUAUCAGGAUUGUGUUCUGGGACUAGAGUUUUCUGGCAGAGACUCUCGCGGGCGGCGCAUAAUGGCCAUGGUUACUGCCAAGUCGCUGGCCACUAAUUGCUUGGCCAACAAGAAUCUGCUGUGGGAAAUCCCCGACAAGUGGACCAUGGAGCAGGCUUCCACAGUACCAUGUGUCUAUGCCACUGUCUACUACGCCUUGGUGGUGCGAGGCCAGAUGAAGAAGGGUGAGAAGAUACUCAUUCACGCCGGCUCUGGCGGUGUGGGUCAGGCAGCCAUCUCGGUGGCUCUGUCGCAUGGUCUGACCGUCUUCACCACCGUCGGAAGCAAGGAGAAGCGUGAAUUUCUGCUGAAGCGGUUCCCCAAGCUGCAGGCCAAUCAUAUUGGCAACUCCCGAGACACAUCCUUCGAGCAGCUGAUCAUGAACGAAACCCAUGGCGAGGGAGUGGAACUAGUGCUCAAUUCCCUAUCCGAGGAGAAGCUUCAGGCCUCCAUCCGCUGUCUGGCCCUGAAUGGACGCUUCCUGGAGAUUGGCAAGUUCGAUCUGAGUAACAACACAGCAUUAGGUAUGUCUGUGUUCCUUAAGAACACCUCCUUCCACGGCAUUCUCCUGGACAGUGUGAUGGAAGGCGAGGAGGAGAUGCAGCUCAUGGUGGCCAAGUUGGUGUCGGACGGUAUCAAGAGCGGAGCUGUGCUGCCGUUGCCCACUACGGUCUUUGCGGAUCAGGAGAUCGAGAAAGCCUUCCGGUUUAUGGCCUCAGGCAAACACAUUGGCAAGGUUGUGAUCAAGGUGCGCCUGGAGGAGGAGCAGCAAACAGCUCAGCCGCGUCUCCGCCAGAUCCAGGCAAUUCCACGCUCGUACAUGCAUCCGGAAAAGAGCUAUAUCCUUGUGGGCGGUCUGGGAGGAUUCGGUUUGGAGCUGGCCAACUGGUUGGUCUCCCGGGGAGCCCGCUUCUUGGUUUUGAGUUCACGUUCCGGGCUAAAGAGUGGCUAUCAAGCUUUGAUGGUUCGUCGCUGGCACGAUCGCGGUGUCCAGGUCCUGAUCGAUACCAAUGACGUGACCACAGCGACGGGUUCUCGGAAGUUACUGGAAGUGAGCAAUAAGUUGGCCCUGGUCGGAGGCAUCUUCAACUUGGCUGCAGUGCUGCGGGAUGGCCUUAUAGAGGAUCAAAGCCCGAAAGACUUCGAGAAGGUGACAGCGCCCAAACUGCUGGCCACCAAGCACCUGGAUCGAAUCUCACGCGACAUCUGUCCCGCUCUGGAGUACUUUGUGUGCUUCUCCAGCCUGUCUUGCGGCCGUGGAAACAUGGGUCAGACCAACUAUGGACUGGCCAACUCUACCAUGGAACGUAUCUGCGAGCAGCGACAGGUGGAUGGCUAUCCGGGCAUGGCCAUACAGUGGGGAGCCAUCGGUGACACCGGCCUCAUCAUGGAGAACUUGGGUAACAAUGAAACUGUUGUGGGUGGCACCCUGCCGCAGCGGAUGAACAGCUGUCUGGAGACGCUGGAUCUCUUCCUGCAGCAACCGCAUCCCGUCAUGGCCUCCAUGGUGGUGGCCGAGAAGCGGAAGACAGGGGAUCAGUCGAAUCGCCUGAGCCUGAUAGCUACCAUAGCGAACAUCAUGGGUCUGCGGGAUGUGAAGAGUGUCUCAGACAAGACAACGCUAUUCGACUUGGGAAUGGAUUCCCUGAUGAGCACGGAAAUUAAACAGACCCUGGAGCGUCAUUUUGAUCUGGUGCUAAGUGCCCAGGAGAUCCGAGCGCUGACCUUCAGUGCUCUGCGGCAGAUUGACGCCCAGGAACCGGGAGCCACUGCAUCCACCUCCUCUGCGUCUUCGCCAGACCCAUCUGCCGCUAGGGAGGAGCCGCAAGUGCAGGUGCAGGCGCAGAGUGACGAGACGCGCAAGGUAUUUGCCGAGGAAGUAUUACCCCAGGAGGUGAUGGUUCGCCUCCGGUCGAAGGCGCCGGUGUCCAGCAAGGAUCCGGCCGUCUUUUUCCUGGCGCCCAUCGAGGGCUUCACCAUAGCCGUAGAGGCGCUGGCCGCCUCGCUCACCUGCCCCGCCUACGGUCUGCAGUGCACCGAGCAGGUGCCCCUCGACUCUAUCGAGGCCUGUGCCGCAUACUAUCUCCUCCAGAUACAGAGGCUCCAGCCCCGUGGUCCCUACAACAUUGUCGGCUACUCCUAUGGCUGUCUACUGGCCCAUGCCAUCGGCGUGGCCUUGGAGCAGCGCCGAUUUGGGGUCAAGGUAAUCAUGCUGGACGGAGCGCCAACCAUGGCCAGUGGUUACGUCCAGGAGGCCAAGAAGCAGACAGACGACCUCAAUCGGCAGCAAUCCAUGACGCUGGCAUACUUUGGUGCCCUGCUCGCCGAUGUGGACUACAACCAGCUGCUGAACCUCCUCGAUGGCGUUCAGACGUGGACCUCGAAGCUGGACAAGCUGGCCGACACUCUGGCCACUCACACGAAUCAAACCAAAGAAAGGAUCAAGAAAGCCGCCUGCAUGUUUAAGCAAAAGCUAAUGCUUUCCGAGAGUUAUAAGGGCGCCCAGCAGCUUCACAGUGAUGUGGUCCUUAUCAAAUCUGCCGAGCACAAUGCCAUAAUGGCACAAGAUUAUGGCCUAAAGGAGAUCUGCAGUGCCCAGAUCGAUAUGCAUGUGGUGGAGGGCACACACAGGACCUUCCUCAAGGAGCCGCACACUCUUCAGAUCAUCGAACGCGUGCUGAGGAAGCGUCCCUAAUGGAAUAUAUAUAGUUUGUAGCUAUAUAAAUACGAUAAUGUUGAUGAUUUAUUUUUUAGCUUAUAAGGUAUACCCUCUACUUAUACGAAUACAUGUAGCAAUCUGGCACGGAUUGUUUAAGCACUAGUA